Molecule: messenger RNA, 636 nt
Organism: Plasmopara halstedii
Lineage: Eukaryota; Oomycota; Peronosporomycetes; Peronosporales; Peronosporaceae
Exons: 3
Coding region: 1-636 (211 amino acids)
Source: RefSeq, a predicted model, not a curated record
AUGGCAGACGCACUUCCGUGUCUUGUGUGCGACGAGCCUUUACCUGCUGAUCCGACGGCUCGAUGUCUUACCGACUGCUCGCAUGAGUUUUGUCUCUCUUGCUUGUGUCGUGUUCUAGCUACUAGCAAAAAUCAUUGUCCUGGUUGCCAUGCUCUCGUGAAACGAGUUACACAAUUGCAAUCACAAGGACAUGAGACCCCAAAACCAGCAAAUAUUCGCUUUUGUAACGCUGUCUACACGCUGAACGUAUCGAUUUGGGCUGUCAACGAUCCAGCAAUGACUUUAGCCUCACUAUUCAACUUAGAACAUGCACGUCUCAUCCAUCAAGGCAAAGUACUUAAGAUGGGAGACGUUUGGCCAGGAUCAGUCGUACAGCUCUUUGGAACCCCAAAAGGGACACUACAGACGGCAAGAACAACAAGCAAUUAUAUGACUUGGCUCCGUCACGAGUGGCUGCAACAAGCCAAAUACAUUCUAUGCUGUCCAUUGACAAUAGUCUAUGACUUUAUUCGCUCUCUCUUUGGCAAUGUGGAGGAGCAAUCACGAGGUCAGCGAGGGUAUCAAGUCCAGACCACACACAAUUGCUUUAAAGUGAACAAUUUUAUAACCGAAUUCCUUAAAUUCCAAUCUUCUUGA